Messenger RNA from Hydra vulgaris (swiftwater hydra), 2233 nucleotides. RefSeq lists its product as uncharacterized. Gene Ontology annotation, cellular component: membrane. NCBI's taxonomy places the organism in Eukaryota, Metazoa, Cnidaria, Hydrozoa, Anthoathecata, Hydridae. The record is from RefSeq and is a predicted model, not a curated record. Gene Ontology annotation, molecular function: galactosylceramide sulfotransferase activity. Gene Ontology annotation, biological process: glycolipid biosynthetic process.
UUUGUUGUGCAAUUUUAAAAUUAUAAUUAGAUAAAGUAAAAUUUUAUCUAUGAAAAUAAAUGAAACACUUAUGAAAAUAAAUAUAUAUAAAUAUUUAUAGAUUUAUAUAUAUAUAUAUGUAUAUAAAUUAUUAAAUCGAACUCGAAGAUUUUAUUAGGGUUUUGCGCAUGAACGGGGUGACAUGCCUUAUGUUCAGUUUAAAACAUCGCUUGUAAUGCUAUGCGUAUAAAAAGAAAGACGGAUCAACUCACAAUGGUCGUACUACUUGUAAUAUGCGCGUGGAGUUUCACAACUAUGUAUUUUCUUUGGAGAAGAACCAGAAAAAAAGAAAUUUUUAAAAAAAGUGAGUUUCGUGAGUGGCUUAUAUACCCGCAGUGGAACAACUUAACAAACAGCGUUUAUAGAGCGGAACAAAUCAAGAUUAUUGCUGAAAGAACAAGGAUCAAAGUUUAUAAAUCACACAAUGUUUUGCAACAUAGCAAAAAGUUAAAAAUGAAGUCGCCAAGAAAAAAUAUGAUUGACUUUGGUAGAGAAGACUUAGAAGUUGAGGGGGUUGAUGACUAUAUAUUUUGGUACGAAAAUUUUAUCAAUAAUGGAAAUCAAUUACCGAUUCUUCCAAGGCAACAAAAAUGUAAAAAGCCGUUACAAGAUGUGGCGUUUUUAAAAACCCAUUACACUGGAAGCGAUGUCAUAACAAAUAUUCUUAACAGAUACGGCGAUCUUAAUAACUUAAACGUCGCUUUGCCCACUGAUGGCUUAUCUACAUUUUUUUGGCCAUUGAGAUUCCAGUGGAAAUAUAUAGAUAUAACACUUUUAAAUGGUUCGCUUCCGAACAUUAUAGCAAAUCAUGCCCGUUAUAAUAAUGACGUUAUGGACAAUAUACUUAACCCAAACUCGGUGUAUAUCACAAUUAUUCGCGAUCCAGUACGGCAGCUGGAAACUACAUUCAAUAAUUUAGAAUUUGGCGCGCUUUUAGAGAUUGAAGAAAAGGAGGACCAGUUAAAGAUGUUUUUAAAAAAUCCAAAGAUGUAUAUACAAGGCGUGAUUCAAAAAAACAGGUUCAAGGAUUCAUUAAAUCUCAUUAAAAACGGUCAGUUUUUUGACCUGGGACUUGCCACCACUGACUAUCAUAAAAAAAACGUUAUAAAAAGUACAAUACAAGAACUUUACGAAAAGUUUACUUUAGUGUUAAUCUAUGAAUACUUGGACGAAAGUCUGGUGAUGUUAAAACGAAAACUCUGUUGGCAAUUGGAUGAUAUACUUUAUCUAAGAUUCCAACAUAAAAACCAAAACACUAAAAAUCGAAUAGCUGUAAGCGACGAGUUAUCAGAGAUGAUCAUGUCUUGGAAUAAAGCGGACGCGUCUCUGUACGAAUUUUUUAACCGGACUUUAUGGGAAGAGAUACGGUUUGAAGGUGAAGAUUUUCAAAAAGAGCUUAAACAAUUUAAAGAUACAUUAAAGCAGAUUGAGCUAGAUUGUGUUGGAGACACUAUUACAAACAAUCAGUUUAUUCUCGAAGAGAUUCCGUCCGAAAAACAACCAAGUAAUUAUUAUUUUGAAGUGAAUAACAGGGAAGCAAAUAACGGAGAUACAUUUUUGAAUUUCGAAAAUCGUAAAACUUUUAGUAAACUUCAAAGGAAAUUAAACCGUAAAAAAAUACGUCUUAAGAACAUCCUAAACAUUCCAUAUUUUAAAAGCCGUAAUAUUGAGCUUCAAAGUAGAUCAAUAAAUAAUCCUAACAUUAGCGAACUAGAUGCGCAAAACAAAACUGAGAUAAUUAGCAACAAAGAAAAUUUAAUUUCAAAUAAAAGACAGAAAGAUGAAGUUAUAAAAAAGAAUAACUUAAUCUCUGACAAAACUCUAAAUUCUCAACAUACUGACAUUAAUAAUAAUUAUGAAAUAGAAAAGGCCGAAGAAAAAACAGAUCUUAAUGACCUAAGAAUAAAAACAACUUUAUACAAAAAAUAUUUUAACAAUGAAGGAUCGGGCAAAGAACCUCCAACGCAAACAAACGUAGUAAAUAUCUUGAACAAACAGGCAACGCGUUGGAACCACUAUUUUUGCAAAAAGUUACUCAUGACGGAAAUUGAGUAUUUAGAGUACUUUAGAAAAAAACAUGCUAAUUCAAAAAUUCAUGUUGCAAAAUGAUUUCAUCAUGGCUUAUUUUUUUCAUGUUACACAUACAUUGUACAUUAAGGUGGUAAAAAAAAAAGUAAUAUCUCUUAAUUUGCAA